AUGUACUCGAAUGCGCUUUCCGGCGUGCAGGGACUGCUACCGCCAGACACCGAUUGGGUCUAUGCUAAGAAGCGAGAGGCACAGGAGAUCAUCCCUGGACUUUGGCUGGGGCCCUUUGGUUCCGCUCGAGAUCAGGAGUUCCUGAAGCGGGUGGGCAUAACAGAUGCCUUGGUCGUCCGAGCACCGGAGGAAGCAAGAAUCAUCUGUCCAAAAUACCCGGAGUUCAUCCGCUACGAGGUGCGCGUCGACUUUUUGUGCAUGCAGUUGAAACAAAGAGUGCAUUCGUCGUGCCCUGGUGGGAAUGAAGCUUUUUUUGCGGUGUCGGGGUUGAUCUCUCAAGCUCACGUUCGAUCCAUGCACAAGCCUCCAGAGAGUAAGCCCUCCCCCCCAUCGUAA
Messenger RNA from Symbiodinium natans, 396 nucleotides. The record is from the annotation of a GenBank genome assembly. NCBI's taxonomy places the organism in Eukaryota, Dinophyceae, Suessiales, Symbiodiniaceae.